Molecule: messenger RNA, 2757 nt
Organism: Pygocentrus nattereri (red-bellied piranha)
Lineage: Eukaryota; Metazoa; Chordata; Actinopteri; Characiformes; Serrasalmidae
Gene: gzf1
Product: GDNF-inducible zinc finger protein 1
Exons: 6
Coding region: 152-2527 (791 amino acids)
Biological process (GO): central nervous system development; regulation of transcription by RNA polymerase II
Cellular component (GO): nucleus
Molecular function (GO): DNA-binding transcription factor activity, RNA polymerase II-specific; RNA polymerase II cis-regulatory region sequence-specific DNA binding; protein binding
Source: RefSeq, a predicted model, not a curated record
CCGCUGGCCAACACUUCAAAUCCCUUGAUUCAUUUCCAACAUGGCUGUCUGAGCGCUGGGUGCGAUUUCUACAGGAAAUACUUUUUACAUGGCAGUGAAUUUGUGAAGGGCUGCAAUUUUACCGAGGUUACGUUUUCAAAAACAAAUAAAGAUGAGAGAUCAAGAAGUUCAGCUCAUAUCCAGCCAUUAUCAUGAAAAUUUGCUUGAGGCAAUGUGGAAAUUUAGAGCCACUGGGAACCUGUGUGACAUCACAGUGCAAGUCCACUUUCAAGGGGAGCUGGAGGAUUUUGAGGCCCACCAAGUAGUACUUGCUGCAACUAGUGGCUAUUUUAAGACUCACAUUUUGGCCGAUAAACAAGUAAAAAAAUUGUCUCUGACUGAAAUUUCACCCAAAGCCUUUAACAAAUUCUUAGAAUAUGCAUAUUCUGGAAAAAUGGAAGUGGAAAAGAGCUAUCUUCUCAACAUACUGCAGAUGGCAAAGCUGCUGGAAUGCCAAAAUUUAGUAGAUAUUUGUGACGCAAAGCUUCUGAAUCCUGAUAUAGAAAGCAUGCAUGAUGGUAAAGUUGAAACACGAGUGAAUUUGAAAAGAGGGAGGUCUGAAAAGCACGUAAAGAAAGCAUUAGGUCUGAGAAAAAGGUUGAAACUCAAAACCUUGGAUACUCAGAGGGACAGAAAGAUAGAGGUACAGGGCAGGAGGAGUAGCAGCAGGUUAGCAGGUCGCAGAGUGUCUGUGAAUUUCAACAAGAAAAAGACUGUCCACAAAGCAAGACCUCAGUCUGAGGUUUCUGACCCCUCAUUAAGUCCUGAUGAAGCAGAGAUAACGCAAGAGGCACCACUGCAGAUUUGUGAAACAGAAUCCACGGGUCCUAGUGAUCAGAUUUUGCCUGAAAAGGAGGAUCUUGCUGAAAGUGGUUCUGAAUCAGCCUGCACUUUCAACCGGGAUGUGCCAGAUGAAGCUCCUGAGGGCCCUGACUUCGUACCAGCUGAACCCAUGGAAGAAACCGAUGAGGCUGAAAAGGAAUGCAACACAGGCAGUGCAAAGUAUGACUGUCACAAAUGCAUUCGUUCAUUUCGCUAUGAGAAGAGCUACCUGAAGCAUGUCAGAGUUAGUCAUGGGAUCCAGACGGACACUACCUACCGCUGCAUCAUCUGCCAGCAGACGUUUGCCAACCGCUGCAACUUAAAGAUCCAUGAGCGGCAUGUGCACAGUGAUGAGAGGCUCUUUCCGUGUGAUGUGUGUGGCAAGGCCUUCAAACGCAAGAAGGAUGUGACACGACACAGGCGGCAAGUUCACGAGGGUGGAACUGAGCGCCACUACUGCCCCGUCUGUGGUAAAUCUCUAAGUUCCAAAACAGCUCUCACUCUGCACGAGAGAACCCACACAGGUGACAAACCCUACAGCUGCGAUGAAUGUGGAGCCAGGUUCUCCCAAAGCUCUGCUCUCAAAACACAUCAAAGGAUCCACACUGGUGAGAAGCCUUUUGCUUGCGACAUGUGUGAUGCCAGGUUUACUCAGAACCACAUGCUGGCUUACCAUAAGAGAUGCCACACAGGAGAAAAGCCUUUCAUGUGUGAAAACUGUGGGAAAAGUUUUGCCUCUAAAGAAUACCUGAAACACCAUGCCAGAAUCCACUCUGGUUUCAAGCCUUACAAGUGUGAAAACUGUGGAAGAGCAUUUGCUCAACGGAACUCACUUCAUCAGCAUAUGAAAAUACAUACAGGUGAAAGGCCUUACCACUGUAAAGACUGUGAUAAGCAGUUCACUCAGCUGAAUGCUCUCCAGAGGCAUCAGAGAAUCCACACAGGAGAGAAGCCAUACAUGUGCAGCAUGUGUGGUCGAACCUUCACAGACAAGUCUACUGUCCGCAGACACACCAUGACUCAUGACAAGGACACUCCUUGGAAGAAUUAUCUGGUUGUGUUGGAGGGUAAUGUAGAGGGUCGUGUCAAGAAGCCAAAGGGCACCUCUCUGAAGAAGGACAAGGCAGCAGCGAAUGCAGAGGAACAUCAGACAGUGGAGAAGCAGGGUGAACCUAAGUCCCAGGAGAUAAUAACUGUGUCAGAAGAGCCGGUGACCAUUGCUGGGGACUGGACUGGUCCUGGCACCAUAGCGCUGGUCAGCCAUGGAACACUAGGCAGCCUAACAGUUAUUCAAACAGAGGUGCCUGCUGGUACGCAACUGCAGCCCAUUGUCACGGCUGAUGGAGCCAGUGUCAUUUCUCUGGAUAGUUCUGCUGUUGGUAUCCCUGUUACUGUCCCCUUUUCCAUUCCUAUCUCCGUUGCACAUUCCAUCUCUGAGUCAACACCGCUGUCUGGCUCAGUCCGUCUCUCCGAUCCUGUUACGGUUUCUGAUGCCAUGCUGGCUCCAGUGGUCACAUCCACAACAUCGGGAGACACGGUCUCAGAAGCCCUUCUGGCUCCUGCUGAAGUCACUUUAUCUGCCUCUACUGAAUGCAUAACGACACAGUCAGAAGUGGAGCAGGUUCAUCAGGUACAAAAUUCAGACUCCCAUCAGGAAUCAACUUAGCAUGAGCAUACUACAUGGCCAUGGAGAUCUCUACAGGAGACAAUGGAGAGUGAUUUUGAAGCUUCUGUUGUGGUCAAGGCAUUUUCUACACUAUAUCUAUAGGCGCACUAAUCUUUUUCCCUACUUUGAUGUGUAUAUACAUUAAUCACUGCUUUUUGUAGAGAGUGAUUAAGGAAGACAAAUGAUUUGUCACAAUUAUGAUUUUUACAUGUAUAAAAUGUUACAACGUU